Messenger RNA from Symsagittifera roscoffensis, 6224 nucleotides. RefSeq names its product trichohyalin-like. Bases 132 to 6068 code for a protein of 1978 amino acids. The transcript has 5 exons. Lineage: Eukaryota; Metazoa; Xenacoelomorpha; Acoela; Convolutidae. The record is from RefSeq and is a predicted model, not a curated record.
CAGGGAUUCUCAGAGUAGGGUAUCGUUGAUCAAGGCGUUAGUUGCUUGCUCUCAUUGAAGCUGUGAGGAAGAAACAAUGAAGGAUGUUUGGGAUUGCAAGGGCGUUAUUGACGACGAACAAUUGAGAAGAAAUGGCUGACGUGCCUUCAAACAGCACUUCGAGUUCGCAGUAUUCUCAUCCAGCAGCUAACUUAAGUGUUCCAAACUAUGAAGAAAGAAACUCAAGUGCUUUUGGUUCCACAGAGCUUACACCAUCGGAAUCGGAGAAUAAAAUGAAAAGAUUAACCUCGAACUUGCAUUCUCACGAUAGUUCGCCAGGGUCGAUUGACGAGACGCAUGAUUUCGAAGUGCUUGGACUGAACACAAGUGCUUGGAGUCCAUCAUUGGAUCAAGACGACUUCGCAAGCUGGAUCAGAGUCAAAUCUAUUAAUUCACCGUCAAUUGGGGUCAGUGCAUAUAACUUUGAGUCUUUUCAGACAGAUUCGAGCAGCGAUGCUUCCGAACUUGUGAAGAAAGUGAGAACUCAGCUGAGUGCUAUUGAACAAACGGCAAAUGACCACAAUGCAGCUUUGAAACAACUGACCGAGCGGAAAGAUGAAACAAAAGCAGUAUCUUUUCAGAACGUGAAUAUCAACUCCGGAGAAAAUGAACAUGAAAUAGUGGCAGAACCCGUUGCGGCCCCGAGAAAGAAGGGGACAUGUCAACGGAAGCCAAGUGGUCAAGACGAUGCCACUGACUUCAGCGCCCAAACAUCGGAGGAGUCUUUCAUAGAAUCACCGCAGCUGCGGAAACACAGGGAAGUGUAUUGCGAAGUGUGCAGAAAACAGCAGCUGAAUUCAUACCAAGUACUUGAGCACGUCAAAAAUGAAGUUGAACUACUCAGCACCGACAAGCAAGUUAUAGAACGUACAACCAUGGCUUCUGAAGAAGAAAACAAAAAACUGCUUGUUGAAAUGACUGAGAAAAAUCGAAGAACAGAGCAAGAAAAUCGCAAUCUGAAAGAAAAGAUUGACAACAUGGAACGGCAAUUGAGUUUAAGUAGCGCUGAGGCCUCGAAGAAAGACGAGGAGCCGCGGGAUGUCGGGAAACUUAGCGACGAAAUGCAAGCAGAGAAUGAACGUCUUAGUAAUGAGCUGGCUCAAAUGCAGAAAGAAUUGAGGGACUGGAAGCAAAAUGCGAAGCAAAUAGAACAACAAAUGCAAGAGACGAAGCAAAAUGCAAAAGAUAUAGAGGAAAAGGAAAAGACUCUAAGAUGGGUUAUUGAGGAUAUGCAGCACAGACAUGAGAGCGAAAUCAGGGAUUACGAAUCAAAGUUGGAAGGAGAUUUUGAGAAGUGCAAAGUGAGAGAUCUGAAAAUUUUGGAGUUGACUGCAAGUCUGACGGAAGCAGUACCAAAACUUGACAUGCUUGCGCAGCAGAAUCCGCCGUACGAAGAUCUGCUGAGUUACUUUAAAUGGUCAUAUGAUGCUUUAAAAGAAAAAGGCACACUGAAACCUGAACAAGAAAAAUUGUCAGGCGAAGUUUUCGAAGUGCAACAACACGCGGAAAAGUGUAACAACCCAAUGGUUGAAAAAGAUUUAGUAGUGAAUUUGGAACAACAACUGGAACAGAAAAACAGGGAAUUGAAUGCGUUGCAAAAUUCGAUUGUGGAACUGAAAGAAGAAGUGGAUUUGCAGAAAUUUCAGGUGUCCAUUCGCGAAGAAGAUUUCACAGAGGAACGAGAUAGAGCAAACCGCAUCAAGAGUGAACACGAAAAUGAGAAACAAGACUGGCUGCUGAAAGAAGAAAAAUUGAAGACCGCAAUCCAACAACUGCUGGAAAAAGCGAAAGAGAAGGAAAAAGAUGGAGCAAACCGUAUCAAGAAGGAAACAGACAAUGAAAAACAGGACUGGCUACUGAAAGAAGAAAAUUUGAAAACUACAAUCCAACAACUGGAAAAGGCGACAGAGAACGAAAAGGAGGAAGCAAACCAUAUCAAGAACAAGCAAGAACAGGAGAAACGGGACUGGCUGUUCAAAGAAGAAAAGUUGAAGACCGCAAUCCAGCAACUGGAAAAGGCAACCCAGGAUGAAAAAGAGAGAGUGAAUCGUAUCAAGUACAAACAGGACGAGGAGAAACAGGACUGGUUGAUGAGAGAAGAAAAGUUGAAGAUCGCAAUCCAAAAACUGGAAAAAGCGAUAGAGGAUGAAAAAGAAAGAGCAAACCGUAUCAAGAAUGACCAGGACCAGGAGAAACAAGACUGGCUGCUCAACGAAGAAAAGUUGCAGACCGCAAUUCAAAACUUGAUGGAAAAAGCGAAGGAGAAGGAAAACGAUGGAGCAAAUUGUAUCAAGAAGGAACAAGAACAGGAGAAACAGAUCUGGCUGCUCAAAGAAGAAAAAUUGAAGAAUGCAAUCCAACAACUGGAAAAGGCAUCAGAGGACGAAAAGGAGAAAGCAAACCGUAUCAAGGACAAACAAGAUCAAGAGAAACAUGACUGGCAGCUUAAAGAAGAAAAAUUGAAGAAUGCAAUCCAACAACUGAAAAAGGCAACAGAGGACGAAAAGGAGAAAGCAAACCGUAUCAGGGACAAACAAGAACAAGAGAAUCAUGGCUGGCAGCUCAAAGAAGAAAAAUUGAUGAAUGCAAUCCAACAACUGGAAAAGGCAACAGAGGACGAAAAGGAGAAAGCAAACCGUAUCAAGGACAAACAAGAUCAAGAGAAACAUGACUGGCAGCUUAAAGAAGAAAAAUUGAAGAAUGCAAUCGAACAAGUGGAGAAGGCAGCAGAGGAAGAAAAGGAGAAAGCAAACCACAUCAAGAACGAACAAGAACAACAGAAACAAGUCUGGAUGCUCAAAGAAGAAAAAUUGAAGAAUGCAAUCCAACAACUGGAAAAGGCAACAGAGGACAAAAAGGAGGAAGCAAACCGUAUCAAGGACAAUCAAGAACAAGAGAAUCAUGACUGGCAGCUCAAAGAAGAAAAAUUGAAGAAUGCAAUCCAACAACUGGAGAAGGCAACAGAGGACGAAAAGGAGAAAGCAAACCGUAUCAGGGACAAGCAAGAACAAGAGAAUCAUGACUGGCAGCUCAAAGAAGAAAAAUUGAUGAAUGCAAUCCAACAACUGGAAAAGGCAAGAGAGGACGAAAAGGAGAAAGCAAACCGUAUCAGGGACAAGCAAGAACAAGAGAAUCAUGACUGGCAGCUCAAAGAAGAAAAAUUGAUGAAUGCAAUCCAACAACUGGAAAAGGCAAGAGAGGACGAAAAGGAGAAAGCAAACCGUAUCAGGGACAAACAAGAACAAGAGAAUCAUGACUGGCAGCUCAAAGAAGAAAAAAUGAAGAAUGCAAUCCAACAACUGGAAAAGGCAACAGAGGACAAAAAGGAGGAAGCAAACCGUAUCAAGGACAAUCAAGAACAAGAGAAUCAUGACUGGCAGCUCAAAGAAGAAAAAUUGAAGAAUGCAAUCCAACAACUGGAGAAGGCAACAGAGGACGAAAAGGAGAAAGCAAACCGUAUCAGGGACAAGCAAGAACAAGAGAAUCAUGACUGGCAGCUCAAAGAAGAAAAAUUGAUGAAUGCAAUCCAACAACUGGAAAAGGCAAGAGAGGACGAAAAGGAGAAAGCAAACCGUAUCAGGGACAAGCAAGAACAAGAGAAUCAUGACUGGCAGCUCAAAGAAGAAAAAUUGAUGAAUGCAAUCCAACAACUGGAAAAGGCAAGAGAGGACGAAAAGGAGAAAGCAAACCGUAUCAGGGACAAACAAGAACAAGAGAAUCAUGACUGGCAGCUCAAAGAAGAAAAAAUGAAGAAUGCAAUCCAACAACUGGAAAAGGCAACAGAGGACGAAAAGGAGAAAACAAGCCGUAUCAGGGACAAACAAGAACAAGAGAAACAUGACUGGCAGCUCAAAGAAGAAAAAUUGAAGAAUGCAAUCCAACAACUGGAGAAGGCAACAGAGGACGAAAAGGAGAAAGCAAACCGUAUCAGGGACAAACAAGAACAAGAGAAUCAUGACUGGCAGCUCAAAGAAGAAAAAUUGAUGAAUGCAAUCCAACAACUGGAAAAGACAACAGAGGACGAGGACGAAAAGGAGAAAGCAUACCGUAUCAGGGACAAACAAGAACAAGAGAAUCAUGACUGGCAGCUCAAAGAAGAAAAAUUGAAAAAUGCAAUCCAACAACUGGAAAAGGCAACAGAGGACAAAAAGGAGGAAGCAAACCGUAUCAAGGACAAUCAAGAACAAGAGAAACAUGACUGGCAGCUCAAAGAAGAAAAAUUGGUGAAUGCAAUCCAACAACUAGAAAAGGCAACAGCGGACGAAAAGGAGAAAGCAAACCGUAUCAGGGACAAACAAGAACAAGAGAAUCAUGACUGGCAGCUCAAAGAAGAAAAAUUGAUGAAUGCAAUCCAACAACUGAAAAAGGCAACAGAGGACGAAAAGGAGAAAGCAAACCGUAUCAGGGACAAACAAGAACAAGAGAAUCAUGGCUGGCAGCUCAAAGAAGAAAAAUUGAUGAAUGCAAUCCAACAACUGGAAAAGGCAACAGAGGACGAAAAGGAGAAAGCAAACCAUAUCAGGGACAAACAAGAACAAGCGAAUCAUGACUGGCAGCUCAAAGAAGAAAAAAUGAAGAAUGCAAUCCAACAACUGGAGAAGGCAAAAGAGGACGAAGAGGAGAAAACAAGCCGUAUCAGUGACAAACAAGAACAAGAGAAACAUGACUGGCAGCUCAAAGAAGAAAAAUUGAAGAAUGCAAUCCAACAACUGGAGAAGGCAACAGAGGACGAAAAGGAGAAAGCAAACCGUAUCAGAGACAAACAAGAACAAGAGAAUCAUGACUGGCAGCUCAAAGAAGAAAAAUUGACGAAUGCAAUCCAUCAACUGGAAAAGGCAACAGAGGACGAAAAGGAGAAAGCAAACCGUAUCAGGGCCAAACAAGAACAAGAGAAUCAUGACUGGCAGCUCAAAGAAGAAAAAUUGAAGAAUGCAAUCCCACCACUGGAGAAGGCAACAGAAGACGAAAAGGAGAAAGAUAGGGCGAACGGUAUCGAGAAAAAACAAGUCCAGGAGCAAAAAAACUUGCUGUUGAAAGAAGAAAAAGGGGAGACCGCAAUGCAACAACUAGAAAAGACAGAGGUGGAAGACAGUUGUGCUCUGGAAAGAAGCGCAAGCACUAGACACAGACAGACCAGUGGAUUUGCUGCCGAAGGCGCAGCUAGACAACAAAAUGCAGCACUGAUUGAAAAUAUUUCCGGUGGAGGAAGAUCUUUUUGCGAGAGAGAAAGUUACGGCGGUGAUUUGAACAGAAUUGAUGCAUUUGGAGGCGCAGCAAGUGCAGAGGUUUCAGAAGUUGAUUCUGCGUCCAAUGAGGAUCUGCAAAAAAGAGCGAUGAGCGAUGGGUUCGAACGAGAGAAAAUAAGUCUGCCAAUCAAACAACCCACAAUCAAUGCCCCAAAGCAGGCAUCCAGAAUCAGUGCCAUCACAAAUGCAUUGUUCAAAUCGGACCUGCCGAGCGAAAAGCCUGUGGUGGAUUUCCCAAAUAAAAAAGAAACAAAAAAUGAAAGAUUUGAGAAAGAAAGUGAAGAUAAGAAAAGUACAUAUGAAAGAGGCGAACAAAACACUACGCUUGAGAAAAAGAGUUGUAGUUCGAGUGAAUUGUGCCAGAAUUCAACUGCGGAUACUAGCUGGCAGAUGAAAACGGAGGAUGAAAAAUUGGGAGUUAAGCAGAUUCUGGAGAAAUUCAGAUCCAAUGUUACGCCAGAAAACAGCCACAGUGAAAACAACAAAAUGAGGAGCACUGCGGAACCAAAAGAUAUGAAAGAUGCGACAAAAAUAAAUACAAUUACCUUAACAAAAACUACACCAAUCGGUUGUUUGGAUAAGAAAGAACAAAGCAGAGCCGAGUGUGAGUUUCCGAGUACAAGUACCGAGUUUCCUUCAGGUAAAAACGUAACAGAUUCUCAGAAGGGGUCAGAAGAUGAGUUAAUGGUCCAGGAUUUGGGCGGUCAAAAACGAAAAGUGAAAACUGCGAUACAAUUGAUGGCAGAAAAAUAUGAAAAGCAAAUCUCUUAUAAAAUCAAUUAAAUAUACUCACUCUUAGUCAAUGACUCAAAUUUGAUGAAUAAUUCACUGUAACAUUAUGAUAUCUGCAGUUGCUCUGAAUCACAUGAGCGAAACUUUGAGCUCUUUUGCAUGCAAAAUAUCUGAUGAAAAUUAUGUUGGGUGAUAUAAUUGGUUCAA